AUGCGAAAAUUGUCAUCUUGCAGGACUUCCGUGUACAUUCUCUCCACCGGCAACUCAGCUCCGGAAGAGGAGCUUGCCGACACCAAAGCGCGUGUCCGGGAAUUAGAGGCGAAACUUGUUGCAUUUCGAGAACACACUAAACAUAGCCACAGUGGGCUGGUGCCCCCUAGCAGAGGUACUUCCCCGGUGCCGCUCAGUCCGCUUUCCCAGGCUUCUUCAUACACAUCUUCAGCAGUGACUUAUCUGCCUGAUACACGCGAUUUUGAUACCGCGUUGGCUGCGUUUCAAUGGCAUGUUUCAUACUGUGGGCUCGGAAGUCCUCUUUCGACCCAAAGAGCAGCAUUCUACUCGCUCAUUCAACAGCAGACGGGGUGCACAUUCAAUAUGGACGUUUUUGCACAUGAGGUCACUCAGUUGUUCCAAUCACAACAUCUCAAGUCAUCGAGAAAGUCCAUUGGGUUGAAGUGGCCGGCAUCUGCUCUGGUUCAGCGAUGCCUGGAGUACUUUGACAGGAAUGGGCUCUAUUCCAUAUUUCCAAUUGUCGAUGUCGAGGCUAUGCAGAUUCUCCUCAAUGCAAAUACUCUAGACCAGCCGCCAAGCAUGACUCGUGCUUCUAACCGGGCUUGUCUGGCUGCCUUUGCUGCAAUGAUCACUCAAAUUCAUCGUCAUGAGAAUGCCUUUGCCGGCUCUGAUCCCGAUGCUUAUAUGCAAGCAGCGCUAACACUUCUCCCUGAAGUCAUGCUGGAACCUCCUGACCUGAGGACCCUAGAAGCAGUGACAAUUAUGAUGCUCUAUGUCACUCCUCUUGGCCGACCCCAAGCAGGAGAACUACUCCUUGGUGUGGCAGUGCAGCUUAUCUAUAAUCUCGGUGCAAACAGAAUACAAACACCCCAUGAGAUACACCGGACAGAUCAGCGCAGCCAGCAUCUGCGAGCUCUAUUCUGGCAUUGCUAUGCCAUCGACAAAGAAUUCUCCAUCCGAAAAUCCCAACCACCUUUGAUAAACGAUGACGACUGUGAUUUGGAUCUGCCUACGACAUACGCCCAGAAGACAUCAGAACGCCACUUUUACAUGAAACCAUUAUCAUCUAAGGAGCUUCUGUUCCCAUCAGAUCUCCGUUUUUCUUUGCUCAAGUCGAAGAUCUUCCGGCUUUUGUAUUCAGUGCAUGGUCUAGCCCUGCCCGAAGCAAGACGCCUUCAACAUAUCCGCGAACUAGAUCAAGAAUUGAGUGACUUGAAACAAGGUUAUCCUGUCGACUGUCGGCCAGAUGCAUUUGCGACUGAGAGCGCACCGGAAUACCUCUUCCACGAUCUCAGUAUCCGUGGUGUAAACAUUCACAUGGAAUAUUAUUAUUGUCUAGGCAAGAUUCACGGAGCGAGCAGUUCUUGCAGGAUAGCAUCCCCACAAAGCUGGUCGCCCCUCCCUUCGAGUGCAGAGCUAUGCUUUGAAGCCGCACGAUCCUCCCUAAUCUAUAUAUGGCGAGUCCGCCAAUUCGUGAACCAUCAUACCUUCUGGAUCCAUGCCCAAUUCCUCCUCGCAGCUGUAUUCUCCGUCUUCUGGUAUCUCAUCACAUUCCCAACUUCUGCAACAUUCACCAGGGAUUUGAAGACUUUGGAGGAUAUAGCGAGGCUUUUCGCUGAACUAAACAAGCCCAAUGAUGAAGGACAGACUUUCCCGCCAUUUUAUCUGGCACGGGUUUUCAUUGAGAAGUUGGUCUCGCUGGCGAGGCAUUCUUUGCCUAAGAUUGCGGGACAAUGA
Messenger RNA from Penicillium arizonense, 1758 nucleotides. Its product is annotated as fungal specific transcription factor domain-containing protein. The coding region runs from base 1 to 1758 and encodes 585 amino acids. Gene Ontology annotation, molecular function: DNA binding; zinc ion binding. The transcript has 4 exons. The record is from RefSeq and is a predicted model, not a curated record. Lineage: Eukaryota; Fungi; Ascomycota; Eurotiomycetes; Eurotiales; Aspergillaceae. Gene Ontology annotation, biological process: DNA-templated transcription.